Periconia digitata is the source of this 765-nucleotide messenger RNA. Lineage: Eukaryota; Fungi; Ascomycota; Dothideomycetes; Pleosporales; Periconiaceae. The record is from the annotation of a GenBank genome assembly.
AUGGGUGCGUUCGCUGACUUGGGUUGGGCGUGGAACGUGAAGCCCCCCAAAGAGGUGGUAGGCCGUCGGCGCGCGGCUAUACCUUCCGCCGAGUUCACGGAAUCCUUCGUUAUAUUCCUCUAUGGCUGCAGUAAUGUCUUUUUAGAGCAUUUGGCGGCCUGGGGUGAUGCGUGGACUGCGCAAGAUCUGGAGCAUGUGUCUAUAUCAAUUAUGUUUUUUGGUGGUGGCUUGCUAGGCAUGCUUGUCGAGUCUUCGAAGAUGAGGGAUCUACUCAACAGCGCAGUGCUCUCGACCCAGACGUCAUCGCAGACCAACGAAGAAGCAUGGCAGCAGCCACGGCAAUACCGCACUUCCAUGAAUCCUAUGCCAGGACUCAUCAUACUUCUCCUGGGCAAGAUGAUGAGCUCUCAUCAUCAAGCAUCAAUGCUCUCAACGAUGAUCCACACCCAGUGGGGUACCAUGUUCAUGAUGUUCGCGCUCGCCCGUGCUCUUACAUACAUCACCCUCUACAUCUCACCGCCUACCUCCUACCUUCCUUCUCGCCCGCCAACUGAGGUCAUCACCUCCUUCUGCCUCAUCGCCGGCGGGAUCACCUUCAUGGUGAGCAACAAGGACACUGUUGCAGCACUAGAGUCCUACAAUCUUGAUGCCAUGUUUACCUUCACCGUCACCAUGGGUUUCGUUGCUCUCUUGAUGGCGUGGACGGUCGUCCUUGUCGCCAUCAAGGGCUAUGCUACGCGCCGCGAAAAGCGUCGAUCGCUUUGA